Molecule: messenger RNA, 3184 nt
Organism: Rubroshorea leprosula
Lineage: Eukaryota; Viridiplantae; Streptophyta; Magnoliopsida; Malvales; Dipterocarpaceae
Source: the annotation of a GenBank genome assembly
GGCAAAUAGCGGAAAGCCCGAAAUCCGCUAUGAUAGCGUAGCGGGUAGCGUAGCGGCUGCUAUAGACAAAUAGCGGGUAUUUAAUAAAAAAAUUAAAAUAUAAAUUUAAUAAUUAAAAUAAGAGAUAAAUCUAGUAAUAAAAAGCAUAAAAUGACCUAAGAGUUUAUAAAAAUUAUCAAAAAUGAUAAAAAAUAAUAUUCUCAAGUCUCAACAAAUAAAAAUCAUAGUUUAUAAUUAUCAAACAAGAUAAUAAAAUACUUAAAGAGUAUAAAAAUCAGAUAAGAUCAAUUCUGGAAAAAGUCAGAUAAUAGAACUUUAAAACAAAAAAUCAUUCACUUCCCAUGUUACUUCGUCCUGGUGUUCACUUGAAUGCCGAAAUUCGUUGCCCCUGUAGUAAAUGUGGACAUUUACCUCACCACAACAAGGCAACUGUAACAGACCAUCUGUUGAGAUAUGGUUUCAUGGAUGCAUAUUCUGUGUGGUGGGCACAUGGUGAAACUUUAAGUAACAAUGUUGAUCCAUGGUUAGCUACAAGUGAUGUGGCAUCCUCAAGUAAUGUUGAGGAACAUGUUAAUAUUGAUGAACAUGUUAAUGCUGAGGAUGAUUUCCAUCACAUGGUUUAUGAUGCAUUCUGUCCAUCUGAAAAUGAUCACCCUAGAAAUGAAACAGAGUUCGCAUCUGAAAAUGUUGGGGAUGCGCCAAAUAGACAUGCACAAUCUUUUUAUGACUUGUUGCGUGCUUCAACCAUCCCACUUGGACCAUCAUCUAAUAAUCAAACAUUGCUUGGAUGGUUAUCAUAUAUGCUGCACUGCAAAGCCAAAAACAACAUAACUGGUGUUGGUUACAAUGACAUCAUUCAAGGCUGUAGGCAAUUGUUAAGUCCAGAAGAUCAGCAAAAAGUACCAUCAAAUUUUUAUGAAGCAAAAAAAUUCAUGAAAAACUUAGGUUUAGGUUAUGUCAAAAUUGAUGCAUGUGUCAACAACUGCUUUCUGUAUUAUGGUGAUGAAGCAAAGUCACUUACUACUUGUCCAGUUUGUGGUGAACCUAGGUAUAAAAAAUGCAACUCAGGUCAAACUCAAAAAAAGGGUAGGCCUAGGAAUUCUUUGUGGUAUCUACCCAUUAUUCCACGGCUACAGAGGCUUUACAUGUCUCGUAAAACUGCUGAGCAUAUGACAUGGCACCUUAAAUGUCGUGUUGACUCGGAGAUCCUCAUUCAUCCUGCUCAGUCUACUGCUUGGAAGCACUUUGAUGCCAUUCAUCCUUCAUUUGCAUCCGAUCCGCGAAAUGUCCGUCUUGGUCUUGCAACAGAUGGGUUUAACCCGUGGGGUCAUUUUUCGAGGUCAUAUUCCUGUUGGCCUGUUUUCAUUGUUGUGUACAAUCUUCCUCCUGAGAUGUGCAUGCGACCUGAGUUUACAUUCCUUACACUUGUUAUUUCUGGACCAAAAAGUCCAGGAAAAAAUAUUGAUGUUUUCCUCCGUCCACUUAUUGAUGACCUGAAACGGUUAUGGUUGUCGGGGGUAGAAACAUUUGAUAGCUUCCAUAAACAGAACUUCACAAUGCGAGCCAUGCUUAUGUGGACCAUAACAGAUUUCCCCGGCUAUGGUAUGGUUUCUGGAUGGAGCACGCAUGGUCGUCUGUCUUGUCCAUAUUGCAUGGAAAUGACUCGUGCUUUUUACUUGCAGUAUAGUCGGAAGAUCUGCUUCUUUGACUGUCAUCGGCAGUUUCUUCCUGCAUCACACUCGUACAGAAUGGAUGCAUCUCAAUUCCUUAAAGGCCACCUAGAAUUUGGCCCCCCUCCUACACGAUUAGAUGGUCAUUUUGUUCGACUUCGAGUUGCUGCACUACCUGAUGUUUUAUUUGGAAAUCCAUCAGUAAACCAAAUUAUUCCCGGGUUCGGUGAAACACACAAUUGGGUCAAACGGAGUAUCUUCUGGGAACUCUCAUACUGGGGUGAUAACCUUAUCAGACACAAUCUUGAUGUAAUGCACUCGCCUAUUGCUUUCCGUGGCUUGUUACCGGAUUCUAUAUGGGGUCCAUUAACAGAAGUAAGUAAUUUCUUCCGUGCACUAUGUUCCCCAAAUGUCAACAUAAAAGACAUGGCAGUUUGGGAAACGAAGAUAGUUGAACUAAUAUGGAACAAGAAUCAUGUUGAGGCAUCAAUUGUCGAAGCAUACAUUCUCAAUGAAAUAACAAGAUUUUGCUCACGAUAUUUUGGUGCGGAUCUUGAAACAAGUUGGAGUAAGCCCCCAAGGAACUUUGCAGCAGUUCCAUUGUAUAGGAACACAGAAUUCUCGAUAUUUGCGUGCCCUGGUCAUCCAAUGGGUUCACAUUUACAGACACGCUGCCUAACCACUCAAGAGAUGAAGGCAGCUGAACUUUAUGUCCUACUAAACUGUAGGGAAGUUGAUGCGCUUCUUAGCAUCUUUGAUCGAGAAGUUGGUGUAUAUAUGACCCCUUUAACUCCACACGAAGCACGCACCAGAAGUUUUGUUAUGUGGUUCAAAGAUAGGGUGUUAAAUGGCUAUCAUGAAAGGAAUGAGGUUUUGCAAUACCUUGCACUGGACCCAUCAUGGACAGUGAAUGUGUACAGAGGAACAACCAUAUCUGAUGAUGCUGAGACUGAUUAUUAUGGCAUCCUUAACGAAGUCAUCGAACUAUUGUAUUAUGGACCACAUGCGCAAAUGCAGACAAUUGUCUUAUUCAAUUGUGAUUGGUUCGAUACACGUCGGGGAACACGCGUUAACCAAGUUUACAACAUUGUUGAUGUCAACCCACGAUAUCAAUUGUCGACCGGCGAGCCAUUUUGCUUUGCGUGUCAAGCAACGCAAGUGUAUUACAGUAGUUACCCAUCAGAUAAUCGAGCAACUCAUGGAUGGUUCGCCGCAUGCAAAAUACGUCAUAGACAUUUGGUCAACGCUUCUUCAACCUCACUUGAUAUGGAAGAAAUAUUCCAAGAUGAGGAGCCACCAUCCACACAAUCGAAUGAGCAUAGUUCCAAUUUGACAUCUACAGAACGCGUGAAUCUGCAUGCAGAAGGAGCAACAAUGGUUGACUUAAAUGGAGAUGCAAAUGAUGAUGUUGAUGAAAAUCCGAGUGAAGGAAAUGAAGGAUAUGAAACAAGAGGCGAUGUUGGUGACGAUAGUAGUGAGACUGAAUAGUCGUUAAAUAAUUGAAGUUCAUGUAG